Messenger RNA from Trichoplusia ni (cabbage looper), 2059 nucleotides. It is a transcript of the gene Y-b, whose product is annotated as protein yellow-like. Bases 97 to 1440 code for a protein of 447 amino acids. The record is from RefSeq and is a predicted model, not a curated record. The transcript has a single exon. Lineage: Eukaryota; Metazoa; Arthropoda; Insecta; Lepidoptera; Noctuidae. Gene Ontology annotation, cellular component: extracellular region.
CUCUGCCCAGAAGUGUCGGCGGCAGAGUUGCUCCGGCGUCAGUCACAUCGGCCGCGCCGUCCGCGCCACACGCUACCCGCCGCGCACCCACCGACGAUGUUAGCACUGGUGUUCCUCGCCGCCGUCGCCGCCGCGGCCGCGCAAAACGAAUCACUCCCGCGACCGCCCGCGCCUAGACGCGAACAGUUUCGUGUUAUUUACGAAUGGAACGCUAUAGAUUUCGAUUGGAAAUCCCCGGAAGACCGCGAAACUUACCUCAAUACAAGCCGAUACAUCCCCCAAAACGUUUUAAUAUCUGGCAUAAACUUCUACCAAGACGAUUUGUUCCUGACGAUGCCGCGGAUGCUGGACGGAGUGCCAGCGACGCUGGCGACCAUCCCCGUGCAGCCGGUGGACACAGCCCCCAAGCUGCGCCCCUUCCCUAGCUGGAACCAGAACGCUGUUGGAGACUGCAACGCGCUGCAGUUUGUGCAAAAUAUUGAGAUUGAUAAAAAUGGUAUUAUGUGGAUAUUGGACAACGGAAGGGUUGGUACACUCACCCAGAACCCAGACGCAAAGUGCCCUCCGUCGCUAGUUCUGAUCGACCUUAAGACCGGCAAAAAUGAGAUGGAGCGCAUACCUUUCCCGACCGAUGUAGUGAAUCCCAAUACCACAUAUUUGAACGACCUUGUGGUUGACAAUCGGGAUGGUGAUUACGCUUACAUAACAGACAAUAGUGCAGUUGAUCCUGGCAUUAUAGUUUUUCGACGAAGUGAUAAAAAAUCGUGGAAGGUUCGUGAUACACAAUCAAUGUCUUCAGUAGCCGAGGCCACAUUUUUCCGCAUCAACGGCACCACGGUCAACCUCCCUGUGAACAUCGAUGGCAUUGCGCUCGGACCUCAAUACCGGAACGAAGACGGUAAAGUUGACAGAAAAAUCUACUAUUGCCCAUUAUCAAGCUUCCAUCUGUACAGCUUGAAUGCAUCAGUGUUGCAAAAUGAAACGCUAGGCCAGAAGGGCGACGGAGCCCUGCGACCUUACGUGGUGGAUCUAGGAAACAAAGCUUCACAAACCGACGGCAUGAAAAUGGAUGCAUCCGGAGUACUAUUCUACGGCUUAAUUGGAAACUCUACUAUUGCGGAAUGGAAUACUACCGUCGAUUUCCGCAUCGGCCAGCGGACGAUCGCUCGCGAUCCAAACUACAUUCAGUGGGUAGACAGAUUCACUUUCGAUAGCAAAGGCAACGUGUAUGUCGUUAUAAACAGGCUGUACAACUUCGUGAAAAAUCAGGUGUCUCUGAAUGAAGUUAACUACAGGAUUUUGAAGUCGCACACCGGGUCCAAGAGCUACGUGUUCGGGGAGGAGCUGUCGGAGCCGAGCGUGGCGCCGCAGAGCUCGGCGGCGGUGCCGGCGCUGGCCUCCUCGCUGGCGCUGCUGGCGCUCGCACACCUGCUCGCCUAGUCGCCGCCACCCCGGCUCCGGUCCGACGCGACCGUGACCCUCAAUAUACCAGUGCUUGUCAAUAUGCAACGCUCGGACUGACGCGUAGUAACAUUACCAAAAAUAUUUAAAGUUACCUUGACCUCGUGGUCCACCCAGUGAUAUGCGCAUGUAAAAAUGCUUUGUAUAAUUAUUAUGUUAGAAUAGUUACUUACGUAGGUAUAGAAUACCACAUACCGAUCAUCGGUGACCUUUCCUGGAGAGGUCGUGCCGAAGACGAGUCAUGUCGGUAUCAGUCGAAAGGUCGGGGACGAGUUGCCAAACGCCGUAGCUCGGCUCAACAAUAAACAUUCCAAUUACUUCUAUAAGGUGCAUCUCUGCACAAUAUUUAUUUACCAUGGUAAUAUUUAGAAAUACGAAAUAUAAGACCAGUAAUGUGUUAGCGAUUAAUAUCUCCAAUGUCUUUGAAAUUGAUACGAUAUCAAUAGUCGUGUACGCAAACACGUAUUGUGUGGUGGAUCUAGUUAAGAUCUGUUUAGGGUAAGCUGUAUAUUAUACUUGAUUGUAACUAAUACUGUACGAAUGUAUGUGGCGUGGACGCGGCUGUGUGCUUAUGAAUAAACGUGUUUAUCAUAUUAUA